Nicotiana attenuata is the source of this 405-nucleotide messenger RNA. RefSeq lists its product as uncharacterized. The transcript has a single exon. Bases 1 to 405 code for a protein of 134 amino acids. Gene Ontology annotation, molecular function: nucleic acid binding. Lineage: Eukaryota; Viridiplantae; Streptophyta; Magnoliopsida; Solanales; Solanaceae. The record is from RefSeq and is a predicted model, not a curated record.
AUGGCAUAUCAAGAGGAUACUCUCGAUCCCGUAUCACUCAGCUGGAAACGGACAAGCAGAGUCCUCCAACAAGUCAAUAAAAACUUUAUGAAGAAGAAGCUCAAAGACGCCAAGGGACUGUGGCUGGAAAUACUACCAGAAGUAUUGGGGGGCUACCGAACAACUCCAAAAACAAGCACUGGAGAGAUGCCAUACUCUUUGGUCUAUGGGACCGAGGUAGUAAUAUCAGUUGAGGUCGGAGAACCUAGCAUAAGGUACUCCCAUGAGAGCGACACGAGUAACAGCAAGAGCAGAAGGCAGGAACUCGACGAACGAACGAAGAGAUAUGGCCUACAUAAGAAUGGUCACCCAAAAACAACAAGCAGAACGCUAUUACAACAAGAGAGCAAAGGUCAGGCCACUUAA